AUGGCAAAACCUGUAAGGUACCAGGUACUAGCCGUAGCGUUGCGAGUUGCGGAAGCAAGCCACCCCGUCGAGCCGUAUAGCAGCCAACACUUCAAGGGAAUCAACGGCUCUCCAAGGCGCUGGGUAGUCUCUACAUCGGCGAAAAGUACAAGAUAUGGGACUGCAAAGAAUGAUGGCUGCAUUCAUGGCACUAAACUCCAGCCCGGCUUGAGAGACGAAAACUUGCAUCCCAAGUAUUCAAGUACCAGUACAGAUGGAAGGAAUGCUUGCAGGUCGCGUUCCGCUGCCCUCGCUCACCUACUAGUUUGGGCUUCCACGCACGGGGCGUUAUACGAAGCUGAAGACAACCAAGACCGCCAGUUCGGAGCAGAUUAUCAAGAUGUUGAACGACUACGUGUACCUUUGGUGAACAGGUACCUAGAGGUACAGUUACAAUUACGUUACAAGACAUCUUCCUUGGGUACAAGUAAGGCACUGAGAAGGCGUGCUAAUGCAUGCGGGUUAGAGAAGAGGAUGGGCAUGGAAAGAUACAAGUCACAAAGGAGAAGACCUCGAGGUUUCCGCUCCUACAACAAGUACUGUAUCCAGUGCUUGGCAGCCUGUGCUAAGCUGAUUCGAGAUGCUGCUAGGUUAGUAGCUGGCGUAGCACAAGGUCAUGUUGAUAUGCAAAAAAUCGACAGCAUGCUAAUAAUUCCCAAGCGCAAUCGCCACAGUAAUCGGACGGCCAGUCGUUGGGCAGUCCCCGGUCAACUAAGAGACGGCUAUCGGGAGCACAACUCCGCCUCCUCUCAGAACAAGAGGCAUGGCAACCACGCUCAAUCAGACGGCAGAGACGAUCAACAGGUUAUGGAACAUGCAUCAUCUACACGUGUGAGUUCUUGGGACAGCACAAUCGCCUCUUCCCGCGCCGUACGAUACGCUCCCUCACUCGUGCCUCUUGAGAGAUGCAGACAAGCUUCCAGAACCAGAGACGGCAUCCCUCUCCCAAACUCUAGGAACCAGGCACCAAAUCCAGCAACCCAAGGCGUCAGGGAUACCCCUGGCACAGCUAGGGCGGUAGGCGCGCCUCGCGUCAACUGGCUCGUCGUCGGCCUUCUUCCUCUAGCGGCGGCUGAUGACUCCUGGGGGUGCUUGUAA
Molecule: messenger RNA, 1137 nt
Organism: Trichoderma harzianum CBS 226.95
Lineage: Eukaryota; Fungi; Ascomycota; Sordariomycetes; Hypocreales; Hypocreaceae
Exons: 5
Coding region: 1-1137 (378 amino acids)
Source: RefSeq, a predicted model, not a curated record